AUGGCCUCUUCUUUUCACCCUCUCUCUUUUCUGAUUUUCUUCUUCUGUUCACUCCUCUUCACUCAUGCUGCAAUUUAUUUGGAUCCUUCGGAUCACAUUGCUCUGUUGACUAUCCACAAAAGCUUGGGGAUCACUAGUCAACGUCAAGGGUUGGAGAGCAAUCCUUGCAAUUCUCCGGGAAUAUUCUGUGAACGGAGGAUCUCGAACGAGUCCUAUGUAUUCCGUGUUACGCGAAUCAUCUUUGAUUCGCGGAAGCUUGGUGGAUUUCUUUCUCCUGCCAUUGGAAAACUUUCGGAGCUGAAAGAGCUUUCGCUGCCAAACAACCGGCUCAUUGACCAAGUCCCAGCUCAGAUAGCGGAGUGCAAGAAGUUGGAAAUUUUGAAUCUCUAUAACAAUCAGUUUUCCGGGGAGGUUCCUUCUGGGAUAUCUUCCUUGAGCCGGCUUCGAAUUCUUGACCUGUGUUCUAAUGAGUUUUCUGGGGAGCUGGAUUUCUUGAAGUAUUUUCCUGACUUGGAAAAGCUUGACCUUUGCAACAACAUGUUUAGCGGUGAAGUGCCAACCUCCCUGCGUUCUUUUACAAAUCUCCGCUCUUUCAACAUUUCUGGGAAUAAAUUACUUAAAGGAGAGAUGCCAGUGAUGAAAGGAAUCAAGCUUUCAUCAGCAAGGUUGUUUGGGGAAGAGGCUCCAAGACGUUAUAGAUUUGUAGAGAAUUCACCCCAGAGAAGUGGAAAUGAUGCAAGGGCACCGCUCGGAAGUAGAUAUUCCGAAGAAGCACCUGCUCCUUCACCUCAGGUGGCAAAACGCAAGCAUAAGAAAAGUAAGAGCAAGAAGGUGAAAGGAUGGCUUAUCGGUUUUUUUGCUGGAGUAGUAGCAGGGGCCUUAUCUGGAUUCGUGUUCUCUGUGCUUUUUAAGUUGGUCAUGGCAAUCAUCAAGGGUAGAAAGAAGGAUACUGGUAUAGCAAUCUUCAGUCCGACAAUCAAAAACUUGGAUUUUCUCGAUAAAGAGGAUGGAUUGGCCUCAUUUGAAGUCAUUGGAAGGGGUGGGUGCGGAGAAGUUUACAAGGCUGAUUUACCAGAAGCUUAUGAUAAAACACUCGCUAUAAAGAAAAUUAUCCAACCCUCAAAGAAUGCUUCAGAACUUACUGAAGAAGACACGAAACUUCUGAACAAGAAGAUGCGACAGAUCAAGUCAGAAAUUCAGACCGUGGGUACAAUCAGGCACCGUAACAUUCUUCCCCUGCUAGGCCAUGUCUCUCGACCAGAUUGUCAUUAUUUGGUAUAUGAAUACAUGAAAAAUGGAAGUUUACAGGAUAUGCUGAAUCAAGUAUCUCAAGGAAAUAGAGACUUGGACUGGCCUUCAAGGCACCGAAUUGCCACUGGUGUGGCAGCUGGGCUUGAGUAUCUACACAACCACACACAUCGCAUAGUUCACAGGGAUCUCAAGCCAGGUAACAUUCUCCUUGAUGAUGACAUGGAAGCUCGAAUUGCAGAUUUUGGGCUCGCAAAAGAAUUACCAAAUGCCGAUACACAUGCUACAACAACUAAUGUGGCAGGAACAAUAGGAUACAUAGCACCAGAAUAUCACCAGACUCUGAAAUUUACAGACAAAUGUGAUAUUUACAGUUUCGGUGUGCUUUUAGGGGUCUUAGUGAUGGGAAAACUUCCUUCUGAUGAAUUUUUCCAGCAUACGAAUGAGAUGAGUUUGGUGAAAUGGAUGAGAAAUGUCAUGACCUCAGACGAUCCGAAAAGAGCAAUUGACCCAAAAUUAAAGGGAAAUGGAUUUGAGGACCAAAUGCUUCUGGUUCUUAAGAUUGCUUGCUUUUGUACUCUUGAUAACCCAAAAGAAAGGCCUACCAGCAGGGAUAUUGGGGUCAUGUUGGCACAGAUCAAGCAUUAGUUAUGCUACAUAAUUUACAAUAAAAAUGUAUAAUCUUAAGUAUCGUGCAGUUUGUGUGCCAAUUAUAGGUAUAAGUUUAAUUCAUAUCCUGCAACUUGUAAGAUGGAAUUUGUUUCAGUCAAUAUACUUUGUUAAACUU
Messenger RNA from Daucus carota subsp. sativus, 2035 nucleotides. Its product is annotated as leucine-rich repeat receptor-like serine/threonine/tyrosine-protein kinase SOBIR1. Gene Ontology annotation, molecular function: ATP binding; protein kinase activity; protein binding. NCBI's taxonomy places the organism in Eukaryota, Viridiplantae, Streptophyta, Magnoliopsida, Apiales, Apiaceae. Gene Ontology annotation, biological process: protein phosphorylation. Gene Ontology annotation, cellular component: membrane. The record is from RefSeq and is a predicted model, not a curated record. Bases 1 to 1896 code for a protein of 631 amino acids. The transcript has a single exon.